Messenger RNA from Leptosomus discolor (cuckoo roller), 1322 nucleotides. The record is from RefSeq and is a predicted model, not a curated record. Lineage: Eukaryota; Metazoa; Chordata; Aves; Leptosomiformes; Leptosomidae.
GGUCAGAGAUAUGUUGACCGAUGUCAUCAAAGGUGCUUCCAAAGACAGCCCAGUGGUGAAAGGAAACUCUAUUUUUGCCUUAACUGGUCUUGCAGUUGCUGUAGCCAAAUACGAAAGCAGCCUUUCCUCAGACACUGAAGGGAUGCCUGAGACUGAACCUGAUUUUCUUCCCACAAAACACUGGAUUUCUAUGGUCACAGAGACCCUCUUUAGUAUUGUGAAUAGCCGCUAUCACCCUAAAGGUCAGGUCUUCCCAUGGUUCUACCAGAAAUCCUAUUCCGGUGAAAAUACUGCUAGUAUUAUAGCUCGUUCCUGUGCAGCCACUGCUUUGUCUCUCUUGGUGCCAGUUUUCAUUGUAUCAUGCAAAGAGAAGGUUGAGGAGGUCCUGAAUAUGCUGACUGACAGGUUACCUGGGAAACCAAAUGCUGAUGAGUCUCAAGCUGUUCAAACCCACAUGGGUCUUGGUUUGGGGAUGUUUAUCUCACGUUUGUAUGAAGAAAAAGUCAGUGAUGUUCCCGGUCAACAGAUGAACUUAGCUCUAAUGAAGUCUCUGGAUGUGCUGGAAGACUGCUGCUUUGACACCAGUCUGGAGUACAACACUGGGUGUAUUUUGGGAGUAGGACUCGUUCUUGCACUUAUGAGUCACAGUAGCCAAACAGAAUCGCGAGUGCAUGUUUCUGCUUCGUUGCGAAAACUCUGCAAAUACCUGGACAGCAGUGAGGACCAAAGCAGAUGGGUCCAGGAGGUACUUGCCUAUUCUGUGGCCUGUUCCUGUGUCUCUGCUUUCAGUGUUGGAAUCAUAGAAGCACCUGAGGCUGAGGAGGCCAUGAACAAGCUACGGACCUUAGUGGAAAAUAACCAGCAGACCCAUGGUUUUGCUUUAGCUCUAGGUGCAAUAGUACAUGGAUUGUCAGCCUGUGGUCAUGGAAAGGCUGAAGACCUGAGUAACAGACUAAUGCCAGCGUGGAUAAAAAUUGUGCUUGCUGAGGGUUCUCCAACAAUGCAGCGUCUGGCUGCUGUCAGUGGUCUGGUUGCACUGGUGGGCUCUGAAGGAAGCAUGAUACAGCUGAAAUCUGAGAUCAUUCAGUCCUCCCAAUUUCAAAGUAAGCUGAAUGAAGUCAUCAGAACCCUUACACAGAUAAUCAGUUUUUCAGGGCAGAUUGGCCUUCAGACAAAUGCAGCAGGACUUUUGGGACGCCUUCAUAUGUCCUGUUUGUCUUCUACCCAGAACAGGGCAUCCGUUCCUCCAGAUUUUAGCUACUUGCCUGAAAACAGCUUUAUCAGGGCAGCCAUUGACUUUGCCAUUGAAAGUGGAAAGAAAG